Messenger RNA from Cucurbitaria berberidis CBS 394.84, 1009 nucleotides. RefSeq names its product carbohydrate-binding module family 18 protein. Gene Ontology annotation, molecular function: chitin binding. The coding region runs from base 203 to 1009 and encodes 268 amino acids. NCBI's taxonomy places the organism in Eukaryota, Fungi, Ascomycota, Dothideomycetes, Pleosporales, Cucurbitariaceae. The record is from RefSeq and is a predicted model, not a curated record. The transcript has 2 exons.
UGCGAAAGAGGCUUUAGCGGCCCAGGUAAGUUGUCGUUCAUACAACUAUAUAGUUAUCAUAUUUCCCUCGGAUCUUCCUGUUUGUCAAUUUCCUGUGGUUGUCGACGUCCUUCACCCAAAGGUACAGGCGUACAGACCCCUGAAGACCAUUCGCUAGGCAUUCAUUUCAUUCUCCCUCUCUCUACCCGUCAUUCUCAUCAAUAUGAAUCCCAUUCUCCUCCUCAUUGUUGGCCUCCUGAAAUAUGCAACCGUUGCCGCCGCCGCCAAUACCAUUAGAUUUAUCAACCACUGCCCAUACGACAUCUGGUACUGGACAGUCGGUCCCGCAGGAUCAAGACUGGACGGCCUAGAUAAAUCCCGCAUCAAAAUCCCCGGCAAUCAUGGCUCCGUCACUCACGGCAUGGUCAACACUGAACUCCUCCAGGGCGGGAUAACUCUCAAGAUUCGUGAUUAUCCCAAGUAUCGAGUUGCGCCUGCUGGUAUCGUGCAGGUUGAAUACCAUUUCGAACCCACCAGAAAUGCGAUAUGGUACGAUCUCUCCGUCAUCGACUGUGAUCCCCAUCUCGGGCCUAACCACCCUUCGUUCUGCCCUCUCAUCGGCGGAGGCGUCGAGAUAUAUAUCCCCGGUGCUAAGAAAGGCUCUUGUCCCCCGGCCUGGUGCUCGAAUGGUAGGUGUGAGAACACGUACGAUCGAACUGGCAGCUGGCUCGGCGAACCGACCUUCAAGUGCAAAAUCGGUGUCGAUAUUCUCGUCGAGACGUGCACCGAGCGUGUUGGUUAUCGGACGUUCCAGGACAAGCCGACUCCUUAUCAUCAUGUCUCUGCUCCUGAAUCAGUGCCUCACGACUCGCCCAAGGUCUCACCAGAUGGCAUUUGCGGUGGCAUGACCGGGUACACAUGUACUGGUAGCGGCUUUGGAGACUGUUGCUCUGCGUACGGAUACUGUGGGAUGAAGCCAGCAUACUGCAAUGCUGGCUGCCAGAGUACCUUUGGUGUCUGCCUAGGUUGA